Messenger RNA from Aaosphaeria arxii CBS 175.79, 478 nucleotides. RefSeq lists its product as uncharacterized. Lineage: Eukaryota; Fungi; Ascomycota; Dothideomycetes; Pleosporales. The record is from RefSeq and is a predicted model, not a curated record. The transcript has a single exon. Bases 90 to 401 code for a protein of 103 amino acids.
GCCCGGUGGAUAUUUGGUUGAUUAUAUUAUGGGAGGAGUAGAAAGAGGAAGAAGAAGAAGAGGCCGAGAGGAAUGUAUAUCAUGGAGGGAUGAAGGCGUACUUUAAUGGGAUGCAUGGAAUGGCGGUGAUGGUGGGAAUAAUAAUAAUUAAUUCAUGCGCCGUCCAUAACAAGUCAAUUAGGUUCACGUUAGUUUGGUCGAGAGUACAGAGGAUUAAUUAUAGUAAUUACAGUAAGGUAUCCAUGGUCUACAUUACAUGGCUGGGGAGUACGGGGGAGUACAGAGUAUCUUCGAAGUAUUCUGUUGAUUUGUUGGUAGAGGAAGAAGACGGUGGUGAUGAUGGUUAUGAUAAUAUAAAAAGAGUGUGCAUGUGCGCUGAAGAGUGGAACGGGAGGCUGUAAAUUGAUUGAUUUGAUCGAUUGAAUCGAAUGAAUGGAUGAACCUUCCAUACCAGAACCCUGUCACCCUGUCUACAGAG